Messenger RNA from Aspergillus niger, 2004 nucleotides. RefSeq lists its product as uncharacterized. Lineage: Eukaryota; Fungi; Ascomycota; Eurotiomycetes; Eurotiales; Aspergillaceae. The transcript has 6 exons. Gene Ontology annotation, biological process: protein deubiquitination. Gene Ontology annotation, cellular component: nucleus; cytosol. The record is from RefSeq and is a predicted model, not a curated record. The coding region runs from base 1 to 2004 and encodes 667 amino acids.
AUGCCUACUUUGAAGACCCCACGGGCCCUCAGACGCAGAACAUUGGAUACCAAAAUGAUCCCGCUGGUCCUGAUUGAACACGCCGACCCGGCCCCCGGAUCCUCCAUCACCGCUCCUUCACGCCCGCCAUCAACCCUAAACUCGAGUGAACACGCAUCUGGCGCUGAAUACCAGCAUAGCGCCCCUGUACCAACACAGGCUGCUAAUGACGCCAACAAGGGCUUAUCCUUGGCCGAGCAAGAGGAACGGGAACUACAACAGGCUAUGGCUAUGUCUUUGAAUCAGAAUCUCGGGCAGCAAGAGACAGGUGUCACAACGAAUGAAGCGAAGUUUGGUCGAGCCACUCGUGAUCAUUAUGACGAAGGUGCCUGGGCAAUGACGCUGUUUAAUUCUACUUCUCGUGAAAUCAUAAUAAGCCCCGACCCAGCUGAUCGGAAGAGGAAGAGCGGUGAACCGGCUUUCAUACGUCCAUCCCAUGACGGCAUGUACCUGGGUGGACUAUUGACAAUCCUUCAUUCGAUCCCUCUGGCGAGAGAAGCUCUUCUGCUCAGGAAUCGACUUCUCGGGGACUAUGGAAAAGAUUCACAGUGGUGGAACGGCCAAUCCAUAACUCUUCCUAAGAUUGUCACUAUCGAUGACGCGCAGGACGGUGAUACUGAGUGGGAUGAUAUUAUAUACGAAGUGCAGCGAGUGGCAGCAUUUUUGGAUACCACCGAUCGCGCCUUUGGCAGUGCCGAUGCAUUAGCUAACCUUAAAAGCAUGUCCAGUUACGACUCGGAAGGCAGCGCGGCUAGAUUUUUGGAAUCAUGGCAAGAAGCUGCGGUCCGGGCGGACCCAGACAAUCAAUUGGCGACCAUAUUCUCGUCAACUGCAUAUAAGCGACCUCUAUCAAUUUAUGACACACCAUUGGAUAAAGAGUUCUUCCUCCUAGAUUCCUUCGUGGAGCAAGAACAUGGCCAGACUCUUUAUGAUGUUAUCGAUCACACCAUGUGGUCCGAUAGGCCGGGCGAAGAUCUUGACGACGUAUGGCUAGAACACAUCGCAGAGGUCUUUACAAUCAAGCUGGAAGGCGCUAGUAAACCCGUUGAUGUGAAGAUCCCUGCAGUUUUCUAUCCUGAUCGGUAUCUUGCAGCCAACCGAGAUCUCGCGCGGGAGUUCCGUGCGCAAAGGCUCCAGAUCUACGAGAAAAUAUUCAGACUAGAGGGAUUGAUAAAUCGCUUUUCAACAUCUAAAUCAGCCGUUCACAAAGGAAUGACCUCUAGAGAGACACUGGAAAGGGCUGCUGCUGCCGUCUCCUCGACACUCCCCAAGAGCUUGUCCAAUGAAACGACUGCUUUUACUCCAGAGUCAGCCAAUACAGAGGCACAGAGGGUGACUGAUGAGCUGAAAGCGAUAUCCUGUAAAAUAGAAGCCAAGCUCAAAGGUAUUAUCCCGGAGACCCAGCUGGAGACUAAGAAGCAGGAUGCUAUGGAAAGCCUACGGGGCUAUUCUAAAAUCCUUACUGAAGCAUCUUCUUCCGGCGAAUUACCACAUCAUAAGUACACACUGCGGGGCGUGUGUACUGAGCCACAUGUGACUUAUGUCCUAAAGCGCCGUGCGUCUGAAGGCUCCACUAAUGGAUGCGCCACCUCAACCGAGGAUGAGUACCAAUGGUGGCGGAUCAGCUUUUCGACUGACGAUGCGAAGAAUCGCCAGGCCGGGACAAACUCAGAAGGCGACGCAGCUCUGCACAACUCCGACGUCAUAGGGUACACCGCACGCAAGGUCAGGGAAAUUGAGGUCCUUCGAGCGGCCCGCGAAGAAUCAAAGAAUGUUUUGCUUGUCUACGCCAAUAACAAUGCAAUGAAUGUGCCGGAAGAACCAGCUCCUAGUCAACUUCAGAAAUUUGUGCAUAUGGACAAUCAAGCAUUUGAGGCCGAAUGUCAGGAAGCAGAUAGUACUAGGACCCAAUCUGGCCGCCAGAACCGUGCAUUGAGUGCUUCUGUCAGUCCUCAAGAGACAUAG